UGAAAUCUGCGGUCUAGUUACGACUGCCAAAUGUAUUGGUAAUGUUUCAACGAGAGGAAAUGGAAGAUCCGAACCAGUUACAAGUAACGGGUACUCUGGCCACUUACGAUGUUUCUCACCUGAGAAACCUGAAACCCGAGCUACGUGUAUGUAAAUGGAAGUUGCGUGGGCUUUGAACAGAAAUCCAACGAAAAAUCACAUUGAGUAGCCUAUUUCAGUGGGAAGACGUGUCAGUGCACGACAGUGUGGGCUAAAGCACAGAUCAAUUUCAAUUGCAAUUCAGGAGAAAUGUCUACCUUCGCGGUAACACUCGGAGUAUAUUUAAUUCUUCGUUCUGGCGUCGUUACUGGUUCAGAUGAACGAAGCGAUGCGACGAGCAGUCCGAUAACAGAAGCAAAACAAGCAGCCGCAUUCGCUCCACUUUCAACAGGAAUACCUGAACAGAACAUUAAACAUUACGACGUUCCAACCAAUUACAAUUACAAACCAACAUAUAGCAGACGGUGUCCUUUGUGCGACAACUCGGUGUACCCGUAUUGCGGAGAGAAAUUAUUGCACGAUGCGUGUUGCUGUACAGACCCUUAUAUCCAUGACCUCCCUUAUCAAUGUAAAUUGGCGGAUUGCCGAUUUCUUCAUGCGAAUACUUGCAGGGAGCACAGACUGAUCGCUACCUGUUGCUGCAGCGACGACUACAGAUCGUUAUUGAAAAGUUUUAAAACAGUUUAGCAACUCUCGUCGGGAGAUAAGAGACAAGGGUUAACGAAUAUAAUCUUAUUCGACGCUAUCGAAUAAAAAUUUACCUGGAUAACAAUUUAUCCGAAUAAGAUUUUAUUCGUACAAACAUUCG
Messenger RNA from Megalopta genalis, 847 nucleotides. RefSeq lists its product as uncharacterized. The record is from RefSeq and is a predicted model, not a curated record. NCBI's taxonomy places the organism in Eukaryota, Metazoa, Arthropoda, Insecta, Hymenoptera, Halictidae.